AUGGCGGGCGUGGCGGGGCCCGGCACGGGCCAGGGGGCAGCGGGCGGAGAUGGAGAUGAUUCGCUCUACCCUAUCGCGGUAUUAAUCGACGAGCUCCGCAAUGAGGACGUGCAGCUCCGUCUCAAUAGUAUUAAGAAAUUAUCAACAAUUGCUCUAGCACUUGGAGUAGAAAGGACACGAACUGAACUGCUGCCUUUCCUUACAGAUACAAUUUACGAUGAAGAUGAGGUACUGUUAGCUCUUGCUGAGCAGCUGGGAAAUUUCACUGGCCUGGUGGGAGGUCCUGACUUUGCCCACUGUUUGUUGCCUCCUCUGGAAAGUCUGGCGACCGUGGAAGAGACUGUGGUUCGAGACAAGGCUGUGGAGUCCCUGAGGCAGAUCUCCCAGGAGCACACUCCUGUGGCUCUGGAGGCUCACUUUGUCCCUCUGGUGAAACGCCUAGCGAGUGGGGAUUGGUUUACCUCUCGCACAUCUGCAUGUGGUUUGUUCAGCGUUUGCUAUCCCAGGGCUUCACAUGCUGUCAAAGCAGAAAUUAGACAGCACUUCCGUUCCUUGUGCUCAGAUGACACACCAAUGGUACGACGUGCUGCUGCUUCCAAACUGGGUGAAUUUGCAAAAGUUUUGGAAUUAGACAGUGUGAAAAGUGAAAUUGUUCCAUUGUUCACUAAUCUAGCUUCUGAUGAACAGGAUUCAGUGCGCCUCCUAGCUGUGGAAGCUUGUGUCAGUAUUGCUCAGUUACUUUCUGAGGAUGACCUUGAGGCUUUGGUGAUGCCUACACUUCGACAAGCAGCAGAAGAUAAAUCUUGGCGAGUUCGCUAUAUGGUAGCUGACAAAUUUUCAGAGCUCCAGAAAGCUGUGGGUCCCAAAAUCACCCUAAAUGACCUCAUCCCCGCCUUUCAGAACCUACUCAAAGACUGUGAAGCUGAAGUCCGAGCAGCUGCUGCCCACAAAGUAAAAGAACUUUGUGAGAACUUGCCCAUGGAAGGUAGAGAGACCAUAAUUAUGAAUCAAAUUCUGCCCUAUAUAAAGGAAUUAGUAUCUGAUACAAAUCAACAUGUCAAGUCGGCUCUAGCUUCUGUAAUUAUGGGAUUGUCUACGAUUUUGGGCAAAGGGAAUACCAUUGAACAUCUUCUACCUCUUUUUUUAGCUCAGUUAAAGGAUGAGUGUCCUGAAGUUCGUUUGAACAUCAUCUCCAAUUUGGAUUGUGUAAAUGAAGUGAUUGGAAUCCGGCAGCUCUCUCAAUCACUCCUUCCUGCCAUAGUGGAACUGGCUGAAGAUGCCAAAUGGAGGGUCCGGCUGGCCAUCAUUGAGUAUAUGCCACUGCUGGCAGGCCAGCUGGGUGUGGAAUUCUUUGAUGAGAAGCUGAAUUCUUUAUGUAUGGCCUGGCUUGUGGACCAUGUGCAUGCCAUCCGUGAGGCGGCCACCCACAACCUCAUGAAACUAGUUCAGAAGUUUGGUAAAGAGUGGGCCCAAAAUACCAUCGUUCCCAAAGUGUUAGUAAUGGCAAAUGAUCCUAACUACCUGCACAGAAUGACCACUCUAUUCUGCAUCAAUGCGCUAUCUGAAGCCUGUGGUCAGGAAAUAACCACUAAGCAGAUGCUGCCUGUUGUAUUGAAAAUGGCAAGAGACCAAGUAGCAAACGUCCGAUUCAAUGUGGCCAAAUCGCUACAGAAAAUUGGACCAAUUCUAGAUACUGAUGCUUUGCAGGAGGAAGUUAAGCCGGUACUACAGAAGCUAGGCCAAGAUGAAGACGUGGAUGUCAAGUACUUUGCACAGGAAGCUAUAAGUGUGCUUGCAUUGGCAUAACGAAGAACAGGAGGGGAAAGACUUUACUAAAUUCUUAUCACAGAUUUCUAGUCCAUGUGUUCUUGAACUGGGUGGAGAGAAAAAAUGGAAAACCUUCAAGACCUCAUCUGAGCAAAUGGCAACAACUAACAAGAAAUCAAAUUGCAGUGACUCGAUUCUUUCUAAAGAUUGUUUUUUACUUGUCUUCCUUGUUGGGAUAAUUGUAUUUUAACUGUCCUUAUUGUUUGUGGCCAGUUCCUGACACUUGCACAGUCAUUUCUUGGUUGUCUCCUAAUGAUUUAUUUAGAACCAUCUGAUCUCCCGCAUCCUCAUUGUUUAAUCAGGCCCCGGCCACUUAAUAUUCCACCAAGCCUGGACAGGUUUGGACCCAGAUGUGGAACAGAGUGAUUCUUUUGAUGUUUAUAUGUAUCUGUGUGUCUCCAUCAUUCCAAAGUUAAAUAUACAUGGUUUAGAAUAACUUAUUUGAUAAGCACUCCACUUGGGAGACACAUUGAGAUUUAACUGUAGUGAGAGCCAUGUUUUCCUGGAUAAUGAUGGUCUGCCUCAGUGCCUCACCUGAAAGGGGAAUGUGGAAGCUCAGGGUUCAUGUAUUGGUUGUUUUGGUUUUUCUUUGCUCGAUUUUGACUGUAAUCAUGUCAUUCAGAAACCUGAAGUGCAGAUGCAUCUUGCUGCUAAUGUGUCAUGUUGAAACCUAACUCAUUUUCCACAGCUCCCCACUGUGACUGCAUUCAAAAAUACUCUUCUUUCUCCCCGCUGAGAAACUUAAAAUUUAGUGCCUCCUAAUAAGCAGUGGUUCCACUGUUUGUAAGAUUGCAGUUGUAUUUCUAAUGAGUAAAGGAACCACUGGUAUAAUCCACUGUGAGGAUUUCCUGCUCUUUACCUGGUUCUCCUUCUGGCUGUGUGAACAUUUGGUCCUUGCUACAUUGCACAGUAGUAGCUUUCCAAACUGAAGUUUCAUUACUAAUUUUUUGGUAUAGGUGAUGCUGGAAUCUUAUCAUUUGAAAUGUUUGUUUUUCUACUUUUACAGUAGAACCUCAUUAGUUCCUCCUGGAAUUGAAGAUAAUGAGUUAAGCUGAAGGGUUUGCUGAAGCAAAUUAAUAGUACGUGAGGAAGCCUGUUGGGUCUGAACUACUUAAACAAUUUUAAUGCUCCUUAAAAAGCACCCUUCUACCACUUCAUAUGCUAGUUACUAAUCACUCUUUUCAAUUAUAUUAAAAUACCUUCCGUGAGGAUCUUUGUGAGGCCACACAUUUAUUUAGAUGCAUUCAAUUUACUCUUUAUCUCUGAUAUGUAUACAUAUGUAUUUAAUGGAUAAUUUAAA
Physeter macrocephalus (sperm whale) is the source of this 3127-nucleotide messenger RNA. It is a transcript of the gene PPP2R1B, whose product is annotated as protein phosphatase 2 scaffold subunit Abeta. The record is from RefSeq and is a predicted model, not a curated record. Bases 1 to 1806 code for a protein of 601 amino acids. NCBI's taxonomy places the organism in Eukaryota, Metazoa, Chordata, Mammalia, Artiodactyla, Physeteridae. The transcript has 15 exons. Gene Ontology annotation, biological process: protein dephosphorylation. Gene Ontology annotation, molecular function: protein binding; protein phosphatase regulator activity. Gene Ontology annotation, cellular component: protein phosphatase type 2A complex; cytoplasm.